GUUGACGAUGACACAAUGAUGUCAGCAACGAACAUGGCCUCUGUGACACAAGCCGCUAUUUAUAAGCAUUGCGUUCGUCCAGCAAAUUCUUGUUGUCGCGUGUUACAGAACAUUUCGAUAGUAGUAUGUCAAUGUAGAAUGUGCAUGUUUUCCGGGCGCACGUUUUGGCGGAACCUUUUGAUAGAGACAAUCCUGUUAGCGUUAAUUUUCACAGACUUUGGAAUUCAGUUGCUGUCGUUAAUCAAAUUUCCAGCUCUUUCUACUGAGGAUAAAUUGGAAUACAAUUUCUAUCCUGUCGCGAGCGGACAACUUCAGUUCCGGAUAAAAGCACCAAACGAUGCCCAUAUCGCACUUACAACGGGUCCCCACGAGGGUGAGCCUAUGUACGAGGUUUUCAUUGGUGGUUGGAGCAACAGCAAGUCUGUAAUUCGUAAAAAUAGGACGAAACCCGAUGUUGCCGAGGCAGAUACACCUGGUAUCCUGAGUGCUGAUGAAACGCGUGGAUUCUGGAUCAGAUGGGACGAUGGUGUUAUCUCAGUAGGUAAAGAGGGCGAACCAAGCGCAUUUCUCACGUACGCCGAUCCAGAGCCGUUCGGAAUCGGUUACUUCGGGGUAUGCACCGGUUGGGGUGCAUCCGGUGAAUGGUUAAUCGAAGGACAUGGCCCCUUGACAACACGGAAUGAGUUAGUCUACACAUUUCAUAAUGUAAGGAGCGGCUCGGUCCUCAUCGAAGUGAGGGCUAAGAGUAACGCGCACAUCGCCCUGACCAACAAAAAAGGCGACUCGAGCCCGAUGUACGAAAUCAUGCUCGGGGGUUGGGAAAACUCAGCAUCCAUCAUCAGAUACGAUCGCAAACAACCCGACAAGGUGCACGUGAAUACGCCAAAUCUGCUGAACGAGAACGAAACGAAGAAGUUCGCGAUUUGUUGGCUCGAUGGUCGUAUCAUGGUCAGGGCUGGUGAUGUUAAUGGUCCUGUGAUCAUGGAAUGGCAAGAUCCUAAGCCGAUUGGCGUGAGCUACGUGGGUGUGCGUACCGGUUGGGGAGCAACCGGCAAAUGGAAACUUCGAACCGCGCAGUAUCCAUCCCAUCCACCCCACAAAAACGUGAAUCCAUCGGCCCCACCUCCACCAUCGGGCGUCAUGGAUAUAGGAGAGUUCUGUUGGUGUGAGGCAACUGGUGGAAUAAUUCCUCCAGGUGCAGUCGAAGGAGGAAAAGAUAUAAGUGGUGAACCCUUGUACGUGGGCAGAGCCUAUCACGAGGGUGCUCUUCUACCUGGCAAAGUGAAGCCAGGAGACUCUGUAUGUUAUGUGGCUUGGGGCGGUGAUGAACAUGGAAAGACUGAUUAUCAGGUUCUCUGUGGUUGCAACCCAAUGUGGGUUCCAACAACCGGAAACAACAUUCCUCACAACGCAAUUCCAUCUGGUGAAUCAGAAGACGGAGAGCCACUCUAUGCUGGCCGCGUACUGCACGAAGGCGCUAUGACAAUCGGCAAAGUACAACCUUCGCACAGCGUGUGUUACAUAGCAUUUGGUGGUGCUGAGAUUGCGUUCCCAGAAUAUGAGAUCAUGGUUAAACCUUAAAUUAGAAUUAGUUGCACCAACGUCGAUGAAUUUGUCAAUGAAUCCCAAUCUCUUACAAUGAUUUUAUGUUUGAACGCGAUCGAAAUACCAGAAAUAGGCUAUAUCAAGGAUUCAACAAAAAUAUUUUAUGUACGCAUAAUUGUGCUGCUUAGUGGUUGUUCGCGUAUAUGAAGACAUAUGAAAAUAUUUGUAGCCCAAUAAUCGAAUCUCAAUUGUUAUUGAUAUCUAAAUAAGAGGGAAAGAAGCGACAUAUUAUGUAUUAUAAGAUUAAUGAGAAUCUCCUAUGUGUGCAAACUAGUCUAAUUACAAAUGGGCGGGUCGUGACUCAUGUUCAUCGAUCAGUUGGUGUACAACGGACGUAUACUUCUACACAGAACGUAAUUACAAUGUCAAUAACGUAGAAAUUAUCGAUCAAAAACUGGCAAUGUAUAUAUAUAGUUCAGUUACAUAUAUAUAUAUGCGUUAAUAACUGGCUACAUAGUAGUAUCGAUAAUUCCUGUUUAUGCAGUUUAAGGUACAACUUGCAUAUCGCUUGAUUGCCUAUUUCGUAUCAGAGUAUUAUGAAAAACAUUUUGUUCGUAACCACAUAGUGGUUUAAUUUAAUGCACAAUAGUUCUCGCUUUUCUACAAUCGUUGAUUUCAAAGUCUAUAUUGUUACAAAACAAUAAAUAAUAUUUCCGAAAAGAGA
Bombus terrestris (buff-tailed bumblebee) is the source of this 2269-nucleotide messenger RNA. RefSeq lists its product as uncharacterized. The transcript is spliced from 9 exons. Bases 16 to 1581 code for a protein of 521 amino acids. The record is from RefSeq and is a predicted model, not a curated record. NCBI's taxonomy places the organism in Eukaryota, Metazoa, Arthropoda, Insecta, Hymenoptera, Apidae.